GUGUGCUGUGCAGGUGCUGGCCGAGAUGGGAUCCCCGCUGCUCAGAGCAGCGCCUGGGCCCCUUCGCUUCGCCUCCUCUCCCCGUCCAUCCCCAGGCCUGGCAGGACGAUGUCUGGUCUUUCUGUAACUGUCAGCAAACACCAUGAGACCACAGAGAUGGCUGAGUAUUUUGUUGCUUUAUUACUGGAAGGAGCUGAAGCAUUUGGACGUCAAUCAGCUGAUCAGGUUGAACAGCACAAUACCACGUCAGCUGGUAGAAUAGCAGAAGUGGCCUUUGUUGGAGAAAAUGGUUACAGGAUCUACCUGCAGUUCCAGUGGGAUGCUUUUGGACAGUGUUGUUCAGGUGGAUGGUAUAGCUGGUAACUGGGUGUCCAUAGCAGCCCUUAACAUGGCCAUUAUGAAUCUCAGCAGUGAACUUCGAUAAGAAAAAAUGAAUAUGUUUGUAAAAUGUUAUCACAAUACUGGUCUGAUUGGGCGAAACCACUGCUGAUGCCUACCUAUGAUUGGAAGAGAACACAGACUUUGGAAUGUUGACACGUCGCAUUAGCGUUUCCAUGGUUUGGAAUGGAUAUCGGUGGAACGCUGGUUAAACUGGUCUACUUUGAACCUAAGGACAUUACUGCAGAAGAAGAACAAGAGGAGGUGGAAAACCUGAAAAGCAUUAGGAAAUACCUGACCUCCAAUACAGCCUAUGGUAAAACUGGCAUUCGUGAUGUCCACCUAGAACUGAAAAAUUUGACUAUGUGUGGACGCAAAGGAAACCUGCACUUCAUCCGCUUCCCCAGCUGUGCCAUGCACAGGUUCAUACAAAUGGGAAGUGAAAAGAACUUCUCCAGUUUGCAUACUACGCUCUGUGCCACAGGAGGUGGAGCUUACAAAUUUGAGGAGGACUUUAGAACAAUUGCUGAUCUGCAACUCCACAAACUGGAUGAGUUGGACUGUCUGAUCCAGGGCCUACUUUAUGUUGAUUCUGUUGGUUUCAAUGGCCAACCAGAGUGCUAUUAUUUUGAAAAUCCUACAGAUCCUGAACAGUGCCAGAAGAAGCCUUACUGCCUUGAUAAUCCGUAUCCUAUGCUGCUGGUUAACAUGGGCUCGGGGGUCAGCAUCCUAGCUGUGUAUUCUAAGGACAAUUACAAGAGAGUCACAGGAUCCAGCCUGGGAGGAGGAACGUUCCUGGGCCUCUGCUGCUUGCUGACUGGCUGCGAGACAUUCGAAGAAGCACUAGAAAUGGCUGCAAAAGGAGACAGCACCAAUGUGGAUAAACUGGUGAAGGACAUUUACGGAGGAGAUUAUGAGCGGUUUGGCCUUCAGGGGUCUGCUGUAGCCUCAAGCUUUGGCCAUAUGAUGAGUAAAGAGAAGAGAGAUUCCAUCAGCAAAGAGGACUUGGCCAGAGCUACUUUAGUCACUAUCACCAACAACAUUGGUUCUAUUGCUCGCAUGUGUGCAUUGAAUGAGAACAUCGACAAAGUGGUAUUUGUUGGGAACUUUCUCAGAAUUAAUAUGAUUUCAAUGAAGGUGCUAGCAUAUGCUAUGGAUUACUGGUCGAAGGGACAGCUGAAAGCUCUGUUCUUGGAACAUGAGGGUUAUUUUGGAGCUGUUGGGGCGCUUUUAGAAUUGCUUAAAAUGACAGAUGAUCAAUGAUGAAGCUGUGUGAAGAGAUUUCUACUGCAGAUGCUGCUGGAUAAGAGUGAAAGCCACUACAAGGAUGGAAAUGAAGCCAUUAUGAUAGUUCUACCUGCUGGAUUUGUAAAUAAUUUAAAAUCCUUUUAGCUGAUCUUUAACUUCUGGGUUUUGAGCUUAUACUUCGGAGUUCAUACUGGGAAUACUGAGAUUUUUUUUCUGUACACUGUAUUUUUUAGGGGGAAAAUGUGCAACGUUGCCAAACAUAACAGAGUUUAUGGAAUUAUUUUAACUGUAUACUGUUUAAUGUAGGACCUGUGAUAUAAGGCAUCUGCUUUUCUUCUGGGGUUUACUGAUUAGUGUGGUAAUUUUAACUUCAUUUAGUAAUCACUCUAGGAGAUUUUUUUCUUAUUUUCAUGACGUUUCAUGAUUUGUUCUUGGUUUCAAAUGAAACUACAAAGCUGAUGCAUUUUACUGUGAAAACUCGUCAUUGAUUUGUUGCCUUUUCUCUUUAGAUGAGAUGCUUUUAUUUAACACCUUUCCCUCACCCUGCCAAAAAAAUAAAUUAAGUACAGGCUUCCUGUGGCUAUGGGAGUUUCUUGGCAAGACCCCAAGAAAACCUCAGGAGAAGAGGGAGUGUGUGAUUAAAGGUUAAUUCUUCAGUUGUCCUGAUUUUCAGGAUCAGGAACAGGCUGCUAACUUGACACUAAAAUGAAAUCCUGUUACUGUUGGAAGUCUGCUUAGUCUGGGGAGCUCUGUAGUAUGGUAGUUAUUUAUAUGGUACGUACUUGGUGAUAGAUGGGAAAGGGAGGAGAUUACUUCAAUUUAUUUGAAGACUUUUCUGUAGUCUGUGAUUCCUAAGUUGUUGGUGAUCAACAAGCAUUAACUGCAUUAUCCAAAGCCCAGCUUAUAAAGCUAGAAAGAUUAUUACUGAUGCAUUUUCUGUUUUCAAGCUAAGGCUUGCUUUCCCUGCAGGACACCAAGGUUUAAGUGUAUGUUCCAGUAAGUUAUUUUCUACCUUGGUUUGACUGGUGGACCUCUCUAUUGAGGUGAGACCCUUCUGAAAUCUAUGUACUCAGCUGCAUAGUGUGGGAAAGCUUGCUUUCCCUAGGCACCUUGAAGGCUCAUGAAUCAGAGGCUGAAGAAGUCCACAGCUUGUUUUGUCUUGUAGAACUGUGUGUCAUGUCACAUAACAUAAAGGGCUCAUCGGAGGGACGGUCUAAAAUUCAGACACGUGUAUUAUCCAAUAUAUUUUUGGAAGGGGGGGGUUAUUCACUUUUUUAAUAAUCAUUAAUUUCCAUAUCUCACAGAUGGUGAAAUGAAUUCAUACUAACCCAAUUGUUAACAUGUCUGAUGGAAAUAAAGACCACCACUGUUUUGAUGACUUUAA
This is a messenger RNA of Coturnix japonica (Japanese quail), 3010 nucleotides long. The record is from RefSeq and is a predicted model, not a curated record. NCBI's taxonomy places the organism in Eukaryota, Metazoa, Chordata, Aves, Galliformes, Phasianidae.